This is a messenger RNA of Amyelois transitella, 1840 nucleotides long. RefSeq names its product juvenile hormone epoxide hydrolase-like. NCBI's taxonomy places the organism in Eukaryota, Metazoa, Arthropoda, Insecta, Lepidoptera, Pyralidae. The coding region runs from base 159 to 1550 and encodes 463 amino acids. The transcript is spliced from 8 exons. Gene Ontology annotation, biological process: epoxide metabolic process. Gene Ontology annotation, molecular function: epoxide hydrolase activity. The record is from RefSeq and is a predicted model, not a curated record.
UGAUAAACUCAGUCGUCGCGAAAUUCACUUUCAAUGUGCAAGUGUCCACGAGCAACAUGUGUAAAAAAAGAUAAAUAAAAAGAUGAAUUAAGAAUUUUAUAGUUUGAAGUGAAAGAUUGCAUUAUUAUUGAAGAAAAUAUUGUAGGAUUUACUGUAUAAUGGCCAAGUCUCGUCUGAUUCGCGCCUUGUUAUGGCUGCUCUUGAUACCAGCUGUGGUGAUCCUCGGCUUGGGUUACUGGCUGUUCCUCCAACCACCCCCACCGAUACCCAACCUGAAUUACGAAGAAUGGUGGGGUGAUGAGUCUUUGAAGGGGAAGCAGGAUACGAGUGUCAGGCCUUUUAAUAUCACAUUUAGUGAUGGUAUGAUCAAAGAUCUCAAAUCAAGACUGAAGAAUCACGUCCCUUUUCGACUGCCUCUUGAAGGAGUCGGCUUCGAAUACGGGUUUAACACUAAAAUGAUAGACGAAUGGACCACUUAUUGGGCUGUAAAGUACCCGUUCAGGGAGAGAGAAAGGUUUUUGAAUCAAUACCCGCAGUUCAAGACUAAUAUUCAAGGUUUGGAUGUUCAUUUCAUCAGGGUUAAACCUCAGGUCAAAAAUAAAGAAGUAAUUCCUCUUCUUCUCCUUCACGGCUGGCCAGGUUCAGUAAGAGAAUUCUACGAAGCUAUUCCACUUCUAACAGCAGUUACUAAGGAAAGAGACUACGCGAUAGAAGUCAUUGUGCCAAGUCUACCUGGAUAUGGGUUUUCUGAUCCGGCGUCUCGUCCUGGGCUUGGUCCAGCUCAAAUGGCAGUAAUCAUGAGGAACUUGAUGCACAGGCUGGGUCACCAGAAGUUUUACAUACAAGGCGGCGACUGGGGAAGCCAAAUUUCUAACAUCAUGACUGUAAUGUUUCCAAAGGAGAUCUUAGGCUCCCAUAUCAACUUUGGAUUCGUGCCAUCGCUAAAGGCUAUGGUGUUGCAAUACUUCAUCUCUUUCUAUCCCACUCUGUUCAUGGAGGCCAGUUUAGUUGAAAGAUUGGAGUAUAACAAACUGGUGCUUGUAGAACUUGGGUAUUACCAUCUGCAGAGCACUAAACCUGAUACUAUUGGUGUCUGCCUAACAGACUCCCCUGUGGGACUCCUUGCUUAUAUCUUAGAAAAAUCGGUAGCUGCUACAAAUUUACACAAUGUGAAGCUUGAAGACGGUGGCAUGAGAUCCUGGAGGUUCAGCAAAGACCAGAUUCUUGACAAUCUGAUGAUCUAUUGGACUGGCAAUUCGAUAACUACAUCAAUAAGAAUUUACGCCGAGUCUGCAAGCAAAGCGCAUACGAAAUUGGGAUUUCAUCUUUUGAAAUCAUACGUCCCAACAUGGGUGGCACAAGCCAAAUACGAGAUUUACUACCACCCGCCUGUGGUUUUGAGAAUGAAAUACGACAAUUUGGUGAACGUUUCAGUUUUGAACGAGGGCGGCCAUUUUCUAGCUUGGGAACUGCCUAAAGUAUUUUCUGAAGAUGUUCUGAACGCUAUUGCGGCGUUUAAAAAGUUACAAAAAAGUAAGGAUGAGCUUUAAAUAACGUUUAUAUUGGGUUUUUAAUCUAAUAUUUUAUUUUUUGUUGUUGAUAAGAUUCUUUAACUUUCUAUGUUUUUUAUAGUUAAGUUUUUUUUAAAUAAAUAAAUCUAUAUUUUUGGUGUUUUUAAGUAUUUUUGAUAAAAAAACAACAACAAAAUUUAUUAAUAUAUGGAAGAGACUCUUCCAAAUAUUAUUUACAGAGCGUGAAUGGCUAAUGCCUAAUAUUGGUCUAAAUCUUCCAUAUUUUUGAGAAACAAGGUUGUUUUAAAUCAGCGACAAAAAUUCAAAAA